Molecule: messenger RNA, 3957 nt
Organism: Amoebophrya sp. A25
Lineage: Eukaryota; Dinophyceae; Syndiniales; Amoebophryaceae
Source: the annotation of a GenBank genome assembly
CAUAGCUCAAGGGUCGCGCGGUCUUCUCACAGCCUCCACCGGCGGCGGGGGCCGAGCGAGUGAAGGUAACGGAACAGGCGGCGCCAGCUCCAGGCCCCAACAGGUUACCGACCAAGCCCGAUAGCCGAGGCGAAAUGGUAAAGUCCGACGUCGGAGCACGCGGAGGAGAAAAUAAGACGUCGGCGCUUUCCAAACGAAGUAAGUUCCCCGCCAGGAAUCAGCGGACUCGUGACCAGUGCACGCACCUGAAAAAAGAUAGAAAAGUUGUCGUGGGCCAAGGCCGCGCGGGAUUUGUCAAGGCAGCUAGAGCGAGCAACUUCUUAAUUCCUGGCAUCCAAAGCCGCGCAUACACCCAUAAGGCCCAUGGUCGAUAGGGAUUACGAACCACCACGGACGGGGACAACAAUAAAAAUGGAUUAUAGUAUAAAUACAUGCCCAGAAAGCGGGCCCAUCAAGGGCCCGCUGCGCCGGGUAUAGGUUAACAACUAGACGGAUUGACUACUAAGAGACAGAAAGACAAAGGAAAAAAGUCGCCAAGUCUGCUCGCCAAGGCUGGGAAGGUGGCUCCCACUGUGUCAAGGAAGGGAAGGCUGGGGAGGUGACAUCCUCAACGGCUUCGUGAGGACUUGCAUGCCUGAAGGGUGGACCCUGGUGAGCAUCAUCAUUUCCAUGAGAAGGCCAAUGAUAUACAUCCCUGCGCGUGAAAGUCGAAGCCGUUGAGGAUGUCGAUGUCCGUGAGAAUGAUAGCCGUGAGGACUUGCAUGUCUGAAGGGUGGACCCUGGUGAGCGUCAUCAUAUCCAUGAGAAGGCCAAAGAUUUACAUCUCUGCGCGUGAAAGUCGAAGCCGUUGCGGGUGUCGAUGUCUGUGAGAAUGAUAGCCGUGAGGACUUGCAUGUCUGAAGGGUGGGCCCUGGUGAGCGUCAUCACAUCCAUGAGAAGGCCAAAGAUAUACACCCCUGUGUGUGGAAGUCGAAGCCGCUGGGGGUGUCGAUGUCUGUGAGAAUGAUAGCCGUGAGGACUUGCAUGCCUGAAGGGUGGACCGUGGUGAGCGUCAUCAUAUCCGUGAGAAGGCCAAAGAUAUACAUCUCUGUGUGUGAAAGUCGAAGCCGUUGAGGAUGUCGAUGUCUGUGAGAUUGAUAGCCGUGAGGACUUGCAUGUCUGAAGGGUGGACCCUGGUGAGCGUCAUCAUAUCCAUGAGAAGGCCAAAGAUGUACACCGCUGCGUGUGAAAGUCGAAGCCGUUGGGGAUGUCGAUGUCUGUGAGAAUGAUAGCCGUGGGGGCUUGCGUGGCUGAAGGGUGGACCCUGGUGAGCUGGUUAGAACUAGAAGUAUACUGGUUAACCAUCUCCAAGGGCUGCCGCGCGCUCUUGUGGUCGAUUGCUGUGUGCGGAAGGUAGUCGCGGAAUUGGCGAGGGGUUGGCUUUUCGUGAUGGGCCCCAAUAUUUUCACUAUAAAAUGGAUAGACUUUGCCAGCUUUGAACUCCCAGGCAGAAAAUCGCACCAGGUAGCUGGAGCGUUUUCCCACCUAAUGCGGAGAACUGAAACGACGGCAGGCGCCCGCAGCUCCCCCCCAGGGGAUGGCUGGGAGCUCGGGGUGGCUGCGUGGUUUGACCUCUCUGGGGACAUUUUCGGAAGGCUUCCAAAAUCUCCAAAGUUCGAGAAAUUUCGGCUUCUAUAUUUUGCCCGUAUAUUUUGCCAAAAAAAGACGCCCGCCAGGAGCAGACGGCUGAUUUUUUCGGCAAAAUAUUGGCAAAAUAUAGCACAAAAUAUAGCGGAAAAUAUAGCGCCCAAAAAUGCCGCCAAAAAGUGGCAACUUCUAGAGGGUGGAGCGACGCGCAAGUUUGCCCUUUUUGUCAGUCUAUAGGGGACACGCAAAGCCGCGCAUCCGCUGCCAGGUUUCGCGCUGGUUUGUAGGUGUCACGCAAACCCGCUCGAACAAGAAGCGGCCCAUCCUGAUCGGGGGGCUCGGCUGCAAAAUCUAGUCACUUUAUAGCGAAAACCUCGGGGCAAUUUCCGAAAAGCCGCCCCCUCGCCAACGCGGAAGGGGAGCGAGCUAACUUCUUUACAAAAACUUCAGGGAGGUCGUUCUGUUUUCUCUGUAUUUGAAUGACUUCCCUGAAGUUUUUGAAAGAAGGUAAAGGCGCUGGGCGAUAAAUAACAAGGGUAGCGGCUGGAAGUUCGUUGGGGCGAUUCGCUAGGGGUCGCGUAGUGUCCUGCUGCAGAUGUGGCUGGGUACGUGAGUAGCCUACAAACUAACAGCCGUGAACGCGUUAACAUGUUCGCGGUGCCUUUGAACUCGUACCGUAGCACUAGCAGCGCAAGGGCUUUAGAGAGCCUUGCGAGCCCUUGCGAAUCCCUUCAGGAGGGGUCUAAUAUUAGCCAAGGGCUAUUGCGGCUUUUCCUUAAGGAGCUUCCUUAAGGAGUUUUUUUCUCUUGAGGAAAGUUAUAAUAACUUUUUGUAAUAGAAAUUCCUUAAGGAAAAGGGUUUCCCUUAAGGAAGCCACUUAAAGGAGCCCUUUAAGGAUUUCGCACAUUAUUGCUAACCCUAUAAAUACUAAUAUAUAUAUAUGUUGUAAUCGACAACUUGAAGCAAGCAAGUCAAGUGGCUGACUGAAAUAAGGGAGGAGGCCUGAGGCUGUCCCUCCUUCAGGAUUCCCUCUCCUUCUAAGGGUCUCCUUAUAAAGCGCGCUGCGUUUGCCAUUAUAAAGCGCGCUGCUUUUCGCUUCGCCGCAUAAGCUGGCGCGAAGAUGGGCGCUUUAUCGUGAAGAUAUAAAGUAAAAAGUAGAGCCAUUCUAUAACUUUUUUUCUGGCAUGUAAAUCGGUGCUGCCUUAUGCUGCUUCGAAGUGCGCAAAAACGCACACUGUCGCGAGUCUGUAGCCGACACGCAAAAGCGAAAGCGUGCGCAGCUUGCGCGCGAGUAAUCCUCGAAAAAUGUAGGGGACACGCAACGGGGGCGCGCUCUGGAACGUAGUGGCUGCAAGGUGUGAAGCCUAGGCAACUGAUUGCCGAGAGUUUCUGAAAGUUUCCAAGAGUUCAACCCAUAGACAGACCUCCGACCAGUCAAAAGGCUGAAGCGCGUGGCGUGAUUCAUGCCGCGCGCCGCGGCUCUCUCUCUUUGUUUCUCUCUCGCUCUGUCAGUCUCUGCCGCCUGUCUUUCACACCGGGCCCAUCCUCACUCAAAGCGCUAAGCCCCCCUCGCUGCCCCUAGGCAUUGGCGCGCUGGCUCUUUUAUUUGUCAGCCUCUCGCUCUCUCUCUCUCUUCUCUCUCUCUUCUCUCUCUCUCGAACAAAUACUACAAACAACAGGCGAAAGGCCUGGCAGUAGAAUGCUAGCAAUGUCCAUCGACUGAGAUGCCGACCAACUGACUACACCACUAGAAUGAACACGCUGAAAAUCUAUCUUGCCACGCGCGUGCAAGUCAGGGAAAUCACUCGGGUACGGAGGUGACAUGGCUACCACUAGGAUGCGGAUGAAGGUGGUGGCCUCGACUAGGCUGCUGAUGAAGGUGGUGGCGAUAAUGAUAAUGAUGACGAUGAUGAUGGUGACCACGAUGAGAACGAGCAGGGGGCUGGGGGCUUUGGUGGUGUUCAUGAUUCUGGUGAAACGUUAUGGGGAUCUCUAUGCGUGGGAGGGACGAGGAACGGGGCGGAGCGAGUUGAUUGAAAUCAGAACCAAGCGCGAGGGCUCAGCUGGAUCGGGCUCCUCGUGCUGAUUUUUCGCAGCGCAGCGAUCUGGGUGGUCUUAUAGAUGCUCGCGCACAGCUAUCACGGUGCCAGUUUUAAUACUAAUACUGGUAUAUAUAAAAUCGCGUAGCCAUUUUUGCGUACUUUAGCGAAGUGCGCUAUGCUCGUCUAACAAACUCUUGAGAAGAGCUACAGGCCGCUUUUGAGGCAGUCGGCGUUUCGCAUAAGAUAAUGGCGAGACCCAUGCAGACUCGCUUCGGGAUGCGCUCCAAAU